Molecule: messenger RNA, 1670 nt
Organism: Leptopilina heterotoma
Lineage: Eukaryota; Metazoa; Arthropoda; Insecta; Hymenoptera; Figitidae
Product: fatty acyl-CoA reductase wat-like
Exons: 10
Coding region: 113-1624 (503 amino acids)
Biological process (GO): long-chain fatty-acyl-CoA metabolic process
Cellular component (GO): peroxisome
Molecular function (GO): alcohol-forming very long-chain fatty acyl-CoA reductase (NADP+) activity
Source: RefSeq, a predicted model, not a curated record
UAAAUUUUUCAUAGUGCAAAAUUGUUUCCUCCAUUCCAUUUGAUAAGCUCAUUUACUAUCCAAAGUUAGGUUUCAGAAGAGUGAUAAUUAUUUUCUGUGCUUUUAGUUCGUCAUGACCGAAAUUCAACAAUUUUACACUGAUCAAAGUAUAUUUAUCACAGGUGGUACAGGAUUUUUGGGUACACUUCUUAUUGAAAAACUGCUUCGAUCAUGUCCAAAGUUAAAAACUAUUUACAUUUUAGCCAGACAAAAAAAAGGAAAACAAAUUCAAGAUCGUGUUAAAGAAAUGACUAAUUUACAGAUAUUUGAACCUCUGAGAGCAAUAGAUCCAAAUUUUGAAAAAAAACUUGUACCAAUGUCCGGUGAUUUAAUGAAACCUAAUUUUAAACUUUCUGACAAAGAUUUAAAGAUAAUACAGAAAGAGGUUUCGAUUGUAUUUCAUGUAGCAGCAACAACAAGAUUCGAUGAACUUUUAAAGAUUGCACUACAAGUGAAUGUUGAUAGUGUGAAAACUAUGCUAGACAUCUGCAAAGAAUGCAAAAAAUUAAAGGCUUUCGUUUAUGUCUCAACAGCAUUCAGUAAUUGCAUUUAUGAGCAUAUUGAAGAAAAAGUAUAUCCAGCCCCAAUGUCGCAUGAGGAUCUAACCAAUCUUGUCGGUGUCAUGGAUGAAUUAAAUAUGUCCGAAGAAGAAGAAAUCGAAUUUACCAAUUUAAUUAUUGGCAAGUAUCCCAACACGUAUUGUUUCUCGAAAUCAAUUGCCGAAAAUGUUGUUAGUAAAUAUGCGAAAGAACUUCCAGUUUCCGUUUAUAGAUUUUCAAUUGCUCUAGCUGCACUAAAAGAACCUUUAGAGGGAUGGUUGGAUCCAAAGCAAGCAAUAACUCAGACAUUAAUACGAAUAGGUUUAGGCAUUAUUCGAGUGAUAUAUGUAAAUAGUAAUGCAACUAUGGAAACAGUACCAAUUGAUUUUGCUUGUAAUUGUCUGAUUGCUUCUGCAUGGGAUACAUCAUCUUGUAAAAAGAAUAAACAAGAAAGAAUGCAAGUGUAUAACUACGUUUCCGGUAGAGACAAUCCAGUGACUUGGAGCUAUUUACGAAGUUACCUUCGAACUCAUCGAUAUACAUUAGCAUUGAAGAAGACAUUCUAUUAUCCUGAUACAUUGUUUAUUAAAUCCUUGUAUUUAUUUUUUAUUUUCCACUAUAUAUUGCACUUUAUUCCAGCUAUUUUAGGAGAUGUAUUUUUAAUAGUACUAGGAAGAAAACCAAUGUUGUACGAAGUUUUUAAAAAAGGAACAAAAUUGGUAUGGGUUAUAAGUUUUUUUACAAAUGGAGAAUGGAUAUUUGACACAGACAAUGUUAAAUCGUUAUGGAAAAAACUUUCUGAGAAUGAUAAGAAACUGUUUAAUUUCGACAUCACAUCAUUUACUUGGGAUGUGAUGAUAAGAACUAAUUCUUAUGGAAUUAAAAAGUUUCUUAUGGACAAGAAUAUAGAUGCUGAUGUGCAAAAGAGAACUAUGCGUAAAAUAAAGAGGUUAUUCUACGUUCAUCAAGUUGUUCGGGGUACAUUCUAUGCCUCUGUCUUGUGGCUUUGUUGGAAAAUUUAUAGCUUACUAUUCAAUAGAUUAUAACUACAAUGUAAUUUAUUAUGCAUAAAUAAUAUUAUUACUUCUUGCA